Fusarium mangiferae is the source of this 2331-nucleotide messenger RNA. RefSeq lists its product as uncharacterized. The record is from RefSeq and is a predicted model, not a curated record. Bases 1 to 2331 code for a protein of 776 amino acids. Lineage: Eukaryota; Fungi; Ascomycota; Sordariomycetes; Hypocreales; Nectriaceae. The transcript has a single exon.
AUGACCGACCGCGAUGACAAAAUCCAUAGACUCCAGCGAGAGCUGGAUGCGAUGCAAAAAAGAGAACAAUUAGCUAAUGAGCAAGCCCGACUAGCAAGAGAGCAAGAGAACGCAGCAAGAGAACGAGAAAAAGAAGCGAGAGAGCAAGAAAAGGCAUCAAGAGAACGCGAGGAGAACCUCAAACGCGACCAACGUAAUACCUCGUACGACGAGUAUUUACUACUUUGCCACGAGAUACUUUUCACACCGCUUAAAGUGCAAGACAAGUCGAAAUCAUCCGGCGGCGGGACAACCGAUGUAACAGGCAAGCAUUACCCAUUGACGCUACGUCCUUGGAACGGAUUUCUUGAUGCACAGAGACUGUGCCACGACAUAAUUACAAAAACUACAUCAGGCUUCCUUCUGCCCUCUAAAAUAGCUGUUUGUGCCAUAGCGGAAGCUUCCCACAAAAGGCCGGUCGCUAGUGAGGAGGAUCUCAGAACUUUUGAGCAUCUGGCUGUCGAAGAUCCUGUGGAAAACAUUAUUGCCGCAUUCGGUCCACGAUCCCAAGAUCACCCGAACGGACGGGAUUUUGACUGUAAAGUAAUCUCGUUCGAGAAUCAGCCGCUCAGUCUGUUGGAGCCUGACGAGACUGAUCGCGAUAGUGACAGGAACGAUGGAGAUGAGAUAUUCUUCGAGGCUGUGCAGGGGCCGCCCGGGUCGAAAAAGAGGAUGGCGCUCCACCGCAAAGUCGUGAGGAAAAGAGGGCCAGAUAAAUGGGCCAUCCGCACUAGAUUCUCGGGGCAACAGUGUACGGCAUUCCCCGGCGAGUACAAAGCAGCACACAAAAUACCUGUCGAAAGUUUUCAGAAAGCCAUGCGAACAGAGGACUUAUUUACUCGGGUCGUCCUGAGACUCUCUAGCGGCAAAGUCAGCAACGAUGGAGAGACGCGUCUGCAAGAGCAGAUAGAAGAGACAGUCGCCAAAGCCCUGGCUCAAACGUUUCACUACAUGAUCCGCCUUGGCUGUAGUUUUGGAUACCUGACCGCUGGAAAAUCACUAGUCUUUCUACAUAUUGGAGACGAUCCCAAAGUCCUAUACUACCACGUAUCCCAACCGGAGGACGACGCUAAAAGCUCGGACGGGUCGAUAGAUCUAUUUCACACUGCCGUCGCUCAGCUGGCAGCGUUCUGUCUACAGACCUGCCGAGACUCUGGCAAGCCUGAUCUAUGGAAAGAGAGAGCUUUCUCGCAGUUGAGGGAGUGGCCACAGCCAUACGCUGAGAUGCGUGGCGGAACAACAGAGGAAGAAUCGCCUCAGUCAACGUGCUCUGCUUCCUCCUAUCCUGGAUCAACCACGGCUACACAAGAGCUUACGGUAGAGCUACGGCGAACAACAAGAGCAUCGUGUAAGCCCACGCUGGAGCCGAGCACCAAUGACACCAGCGAUGAUGACAUAACCGGUGGCCCCCGUAGACGAACUGACGGUCUGCAACCGUCGCUGAGAGUGACGCAUCCCGGAUCUAAGAAACGGAAGGACGUUCCAUCGGGAAGUGAUGAGACUAGAAGCAGUGAGGAAUUGGAGGUCGAGACUCGCCCCUAUUGUACACAAGAGUGUAUGCUGGGUCUCAAAAGACAUGGGCAUCUAGAUGAGAAAUGCCCGAAUGUGGCACUGCAUUGCCGUGCCUCUAGAAACAUGUCACAUCCCAUCGAUACAGUUCGCCUCAGGGAGCUUAUACGAGAGGAACUGCACCGGCCCGUCCAUCGUCUGCGUUCUGUCAAACCUCUGGAUCGCGACGGUAAAUACGGAGAGACAGGAGCGCUCUUCAAGUUAUCCCUAAAUCAUUAUGGAUACACAUUCGUUGGGAAAGGAACCUUUGCUGCAGCUACGAAGAGACUACGACAUGAAGCGGAGGUCUAUACGCGCCUAGAACCACUACAAGGCCACGUUGUCCCCGUUUGUUUGGGGAGUAUUGACCUGGAUAUGCCGUAUCCAUUGGCUGCUGCUGAUGUUGUUCACAUGUUGCUCAUGUCAUGGGCGGGAGAUGCGCUCACACCUGGCGAUGACUUCUCGCCAGAACUGCCACGAUUCCAGGAGUUGCUUCGUACAUGUGGUGUCAUCCAUGACGAUCUUAGGCAGCAAAAUCUUGUCCGAAACUAUGAGCAGGGACAUAUCAUGCUCAUCGAUUUCAACCUAGCGAUUAUACUGCCAGCCAUGCGGCACAAGCGAGUAGAUGGGCUGUCUCACAAGAGAAAGAAGCGUUUGCGUGGCUCAGCCACCGGCAACGCUUUUGAUGAACCCCGAUCUCUGAAGCAGCCUAGGCGCCAUGGUCAUGCUGGUCGAGUUACUUAG